AUGCGCGGCCGCACCUGGCUGGGCGCUGCGCUCGUCCUUGGGGCGCAGCUCCGAGCGCUGUGGCUGGCGGCGGCGGUGGAAGUUCACACUGCCAAGGAGGUGGUGGCCGUGAACGGGACCAACCAGCGGCUGAAAUGCACCUUUUCCAGCAGCAGCCCCAUCAGCCAGCAGCUGUCAGUGAGCUGGAACUUCCAGCCCGAGGACCUGAGCUCCCAUGAGCCGGUAUUUUACUACCUGAAGGAGCCCUACACGCCCCCCUCGGGGAGGUUUAAAGAGCGAGUCACCUGGGAUGGGAACAUUGAGCGCAACGAUGUUUCCAUCAUGAUCUGGAACCUGCAGCCCAGUGACAACGGCACCUUCACCUGCCAGGUGACAAACUGGCCCGAUGUCUAUGGCACCAUCGGGGAGGUGCGGCUCCGGGUCGUGCAGAAAGUGAAUUUCUCAGAAAUCCAUUUCCUGGCCGUGGUCAUCGGAUCUGCCUCCGUCCUGAUGGUCAUCGUGGUGACAGCUGUGAUUAUCUGCCGGCAGCGUCGCAGGAAAGCGCGAGACAAGAGGCUGGAGGUGGCAGACACCGAGCGCAAAGAAAAGGAGAGCCUGAAGAUGAGGGAGGAAAAGGAGCCCAUUCCAUUGGAAGAUUAAAGGUCUUUGCUGGUGUGCACAAUGCAGGUACUUCCAAAGCAGCUGGUGGAAGCUUGUAAUUUGGGGUGUUAGAACAAAGCCGGGUUACAGACGCCCCACGCUGCCGGUGCAGUACCUCUGCUCAACCUGAAAGUCCUGCACGGGAAGAGGGUGACUUUACACGAGCGGUGAAUUCCCUUCAGGGGAGCAAAGCAGGAGGAUCUUGCCCCAUGAACAAAGAGCUUUCCUUCAUCUUCUCACCUGUGCAAUGUGAGCACGUCUUCUCCAGGAGAGAUGAAAGUGCCAAGACUGACUGAACAGAGGGCUGGGAGGUGUUGGAGCAGAUGCACUCUUGCACCUUACAAACCACAACGUGCCUUUGUGUGGCCCUGUUUUUAUCUCCUGAGAAACCUCCCUGACACCCUGAGAAGGAAGACUGAGCAGUGAGGUCUCAUUUGGUACAACAAGUGUCCUUGGAAUCCCUUUUCUACCUUAGAUGGGCAGUGUUAGAGCCGGGCAGGGGGUGCUGCUUGUAAUUAGGGAUAAUAUUCACCAACCAGCGUGGUUUGCACGUCCAUGUCUGGCAGCUUUUGAGAAUUUGGGGGUUGAGGAGACUUUUCUGCCUGGGUUCAGCAGCUGUUCCCAUUCCCACUCUCGCUAUCCCAGCGCUCCCCCCAUCCCCCAAAACCCCUCGGAGUUUCCCCAAAGCUCCCACGGAGCUCUAACGGUGUCCAGCCAGCCCCAAACCAAUCCCGUUACGGUGUUUCCCCAGCCCCAAAUCAAAGCCUUGCCCUGUUUGUUUGUAGCGUGUCUUUAUGGCUUUAUAACCUGCGAUGUGCCGGGCACGCUCCCUGGCUGUUACCUGCUGGCUGUUCAUUUCCACU
Molecule: messenger RNA, 1502 nt
Organism: Hirundo rustica (Barn swallow)
Lineage: Eukaryota; Metazoa; Chordata; Aves; Passeriformes; Hirundinidae
Gene: MPZL2
Product: myelin protein zero like 2
Exons: 6
Coding region: 1-639 (212 amino acids)
Biological process (GO): cell-cell adhesion
Cellular component (GO): membrane
Source: RefSeq, a predicted model, not a curated record